AUGGGUAUUUUGAGUUAUGACAGGAAAGCUGAGCUCACAGCGUUCGACGAAACCAAAACCGGGGUGAAAGGACUUGUAGAUGCCGGAAUAACGGAGGUCCCUCGGAUAUUCCUCCUACCUUCCCCUGAAAACUUAAACUCCGACCAAGAGCUUAGUCUUCCGACCAUCGACCUUAAAGGAAUCCAUGAAGGUCCUAUUCGGAGAAAGCAGGCGAUGGAAGAAGUGAAGGAUGCGUUGGGGAGUUGGGGGUUCUUUCAGAUGGUGAAUCAUGGAAUUCCAGUUGACGUGUUGGAGGAGAUGAAAAAUGGAGUUUUAGGGUUUGUUGAGCAGGAUACUGAGGUGAGGAAGCAGUGGUACACGAGGGACCGCUCUAGGAGGAGGGUGGUGUAUAACAGCAACUUUGACUUGUACUCUGCACCGGUGGCUAACUGGCGAGACUCUUUCGUGUGCAGAAUGUAUCCUAAUCCUCCCCAACCAGAAGAGUUGCCAUUGCCUUGCAGAGAUAUUUUGUUGGAGUACUCGAGCCAAGUAAUGAAACUCGGAUGUUCUAUAUUGGAACUGAUGUCCGAGGCUCUAGGGCUCCAACCUAAUCACCUUUUGGACAUGGGAUGUGCCACACAACUUCAAGUAACAAGCCAUUACUAUCCUCCUUGUCCACAACCUGAGUUAACAAUGGGCAUAACCGAACAUAGUGAUGCUGGUUUCAUUACGAUUCUUCAACAAGAUCAGAUUGGUGGUCUCAAGGUCCUUUACAAGGACCAAUGGACCCAUGUUCAUCCAAUACAAGGAGCUCUUGUUGUAAAUGCGGGAGAUCUUUUACAGCUAAUUACAAACGACAAGUUUGUUAGCGCACGACACAAAGUAGUGGCAAACAAGGUCGGUCCACGAAUAUCGGUGGCUUCAUUUUUUUUGACAGACCUGAUGACUCAAAACCCUAAGGUAUUAGAACCGAUUAAAGAGUUGCUUUCUGAGGAUAAUCUACCCAAGUAUAGAAGCACGACCGGAAAAGAAUUUUUGGAUUACUUCUACAAAAAAGGACUUGAUGCCACACCUGCUCUUACGUAUUUCAAGAUAUAG
Molecule: messenger RNA, 1077 nt
Organism: Lactuca virosa
Lineage: Eukaryota; Viridiplantae; Streptophyta; Magnoliopsida; Asterales; Asteraceae
Source: the annotation of a GenBank genome assembly